AUGAGUUCUGUGAGUGGUAGUGGCGGAAAUCGUGGUGGAAACUCUGGUGAAAAACGUGGUGGACGUGAGAAGCGUGAAUAUCGAAAGGGAGUGAAGCUCAGAAAAUAUACUCUCCAGGAAAAGAAAGAAAUGGUUCAGAUGAUGAACAAUGGUGCAAGAACAUGUGACAUAAUGCGUAAGUUUAACUGUCCUGAAUCAACAGUACGAUCAGUGCGCAAAAAUAAAGAAAACUUGGCUGCUUCCGUGAAGGUGUUUUCUCGGUUUCCCUCAGCACGCACACUGGCUGAUACUUCACAGCGCAACAGAUUGCUUGCAAUCAUGGAACAUUACCUAAAUGAAUGGGUAAUCAGAAGGGAUCGAGAGAAGGGUGAUCUUUCUGGCCCUGCAAUAAGAUCACAAGCACGGCUGUACUUUGAUUCAGUGUGCCGUAAGAAAAAUGUUAACCCUCCACCCCAUUUUGCGGCUUCUGUAGGCUGGCUAGCAGCAUUUAAGAAAAGAUAUGAAGUUAAGUAUGCCCUGAAGCAUGGUGAAAGCAGAUCAGCAGAUGAGGAAGCAGCCAGAACUUACCCAGAGAUUUUUCAACGUCUUGUGACUGAAGGCGGUUACAGCCGUGACCAGAUUUUUAACUGUGAUGAAACUGGGAUUUACUGGAAGCGGGCACCAAAAUCAACCCUCAUCGCCAAGAAUGAAAGACAAGCUAGGGGUGUGAAGCCUUCCAAGGACCGCAUUACUGUUUUAUUCACAGCUAAUGCAAGUGGCGACUGUUUGAUGAAGCCCCAAGUCAUCUAUCGCUCUGCUAAGCCUAGAGCAUACAGGAAUUGCAAUAUGAACCAGCUUAAUGUUUAUUGGGCCAGUAAUAAGAAGGCUUGGGUCACGUCGGCACUGUGCACUGACUGGUUCGACAAUCAUUUUGUCCCUGAUGCCCAGAGUUAUUGCAAGAGGAAGAAUUUAGAUUUCAAGGUGCUGCUAUGUAUUGAUAAUGCUCCGGGGCAUGGUAAAUUCCUAAUAGGGCGUCAUCCUAAUGUAGAAGUUGUCUUCCUCCCGCCUAAUACAACAUCACUUCUACAGCCUCUUGAUAAAGAGUUCAUCUGCAACGUCAAGCUCUUUUAUUAUCAGUCUCUCUAUGAUGACAUGCGUGUCAAGAUUGACUCGCUGCAAGAACUAGAGAGGAUUAAGGCUGAGCUAAGCCUGGCAGAAAAUAAACAAUGCUACAGUGUUACACGCUUGGAAGUUUUGUUAGGUGAGGUCGGAACAGCUGUGCGUGAGCGCCAGCAGGAAGCCACCACACUCUCACAGACUGUAGAAGCUGCACGUCUGAUCCCUGCACCUGGCUUUUCGGCUGUGGAGGCCAGUGACUUGCAAGAAAUUAUUGGUAUCCAUCAAGAGGAGGCUACUAUUAAGGAGAUGCUUGAGGAAGAUGAAGCUCAAGAUGAUCCUGAAGAGGAUGGACAGCAGGAGCAAAAUGUUCAGCCAGGCGAACCGACAACUGGGCAACUGACUGAGAUUCUCACCACCUUCUCACGGCUGACUGAACAACUGGAAGAAUAUGACAGGCGCCCAUAUCCACGCAGCAUAUUACAGCCAUCUCUUGAUCAAGUGAUGAACAUUUAUAAAGACCUCUACAUGUCUCGUGUUAAUGCUCGCCACCAGUCACUGAUCACAGGAUACUUCAGUCAAUCACAGGCUGCCAAUGCUCUGGCUAACGUAACAGCUGAACCAGGUGAAGAUGAAGAGGAUGUCGACGACCUGCUGGGCCUUUUACAGGAAGAUGACAUCGCUCUGGAUUUUGAUGGCUUUGAAGCUGAGGUUGCACUCAAUGCUGGGGGUGAUGCACAAACAGUGGAGGAGGGAGCAAGUAGCCAGUAG
Portunus trituberculatus (swimming crab) is the source of this 1866-nucleotide messenger RNA. RefSeq names its product tigger transposable element-derived protein 1-like. Gene Ontology annotation, cellular component: nucleus. The transcript has 2 exons. Lineage: Eukaryota; Metazoa; Arthropoda; Malacostraca; Decapoda; Portunidae. The record is from RefSeq and is a predicted model, not a curated record. Bases 1 to 1866 code for a protein of 621 amino acids. Gene Ontology annotation, molecular function: DNA binding.